AUGUUGCCAACCACCAUUUUCACCACAUGGAGCUUUCAAUGCUCCGAAAACGUUCUUACAUUGACGACCGGAGAUCUUAAUUGGAAGCCCAAAUUGAAGUUAUCAGGCUUCGAAGAGCCUUUCUCCGACGGCCGAGGUAACUUUCUUUCAAAAUUCAACGACUUUCAGUUUUGGUCCGAAGGUAGACGGAAGUGGAAGGUCUACUUUUACAUGGUAAUGGUUUGUCUAGCUUCCGUUUAUGGAAAAUGGGUGGUGAUGGAAGACAAGUCAUGGCAUUUUGAGGUGGAUAAAGGAAAAGGAGGGAGAAUGUUCUACUUGCGUGAUGGUUGUACACAUGAGGAGCUCCUUAGAAUGGUACAAGCUGACUAUAUGCUGGAUAUGGAACCAGAGCGGGUGGAGUUAUUAUCCAUUACCAGAUGUGAUGCUCCAUCAAAUGCCCUCUGA
Molecule: messenger RNA, 444 nt
Organism: Microthlaspi erraticum
Lineage: Eukaryota; Viridiplantae; Streptophyta; Magnoliopsida; Brassicales; Brassicaceae
Source: the annotation of a GenBank genome assembly